GUAAGUUUCACCCCUGGUCUCUAAACUCAAAAACAUGUUUGGUUACAGACUAAUACAUGGGACAAUUGUUUAGAUUAUCCCGUAUCGGCCACCCACAGGGUGCACUUCGAUGUCUCCAGUUUCGGUGGGCAUAGGGAUGUGGUGCCACAUAUGUCCAUACCUAAAAUGGCACGUAUCACCUGCUGGACACUUUGUUAUAGGAAGUACCAUCUAAGUAAUCAUGGCCCAAUGAUAGCCUAGCAACCUCCGAGGACUCUCCCAUGCAGAGACAUCCGUAUUGCGUUGCUGUCGAGGUUAUAACCUUACCUACAAUCCUGCCGAUUUUGUUCGUGCAUUUGUUCGUGCGUGAUCAUGGACACGACAUCUAUCGUAUUCCGUCUCACGACCAUCGUUCGCUCGCUCAAGGUACUCGAUAUAGCUGUUGCCGUUGCCGGCGUUCUAGCCUUUCACGUUGCUGUCGGUGAAACUAGGAGGAGGUUCAAGACCACCCAACUCAGAGGACCACCCGUGUCGAGUUUCAUCUUCGGGGCUGGGAAGGAUGUCCUUGACUCACCUGAUUCAGGAGAGGUAUACGAAGCAUGGGCCCAAGAGUAUGGCGUCGCAUAUGAGGUCCCUCUCGCGCUAGGGAAGAAGAAGAUAAUUCUAUGCGAUCCUAAAGCCAUUGCGCACUUUUUUGCGGGGGAUACGUCGACUUAUGGCCACACGGCGUUGGAUAAAGUCACUCUUGAACGUAGCGUCGGGAAAGGGAUACUCUGGGCUAUGGGCGAAAACCAUCGAAGGCAGCGCAGGUCCAUGUCUCCGGCCUUCACUUAUGCAUCCAUCGGGAAGUUGACGCCCGUCUUUUACAAUUGUGUUUAUAAGGUGAAAGCCGGAUGGGAUGAAAUCAUUGACGCGAACGAUGAGGAUAGUGCUAUUAUAGAAGUUGCCCAGUGGAUGAAUCAUCUUUCGCUUGAUUCUGUCGGUUUGGCAGGUUUUUCUCAUGACUUUGGCGCUCUCGACGGGAAAAAGGCUCCAGUGACACAAGUUUUCGAAGCGUUUCAAGACUCAUCCAAGCGUAAUGAUAUGAGCUCUGGGGUGUUUCUCCUUUUGCAGGUCUUUCCUGCGCUGGUAUAUAUUCCCUCACCUAGGAUGAGAUUGGUGAGAGAACUCCACUACGCGAUGGUAGACGUUUGCAAUGCUAUGCUGGAUAAAACGAAGAAAGAGAAGGAGGCGGGUGCGUUGGCUGGGAGGGAAAAGUCGAUAAUUGAAGUCUUGGUCCAGGCUGAGGGAACAGACUCUGCUUUCUACGCAACUCGGGAAGAGGCUCUAGGCUCAGGUAAUUUAAUGAAAGCAUUACUCAUUGCUGCCUACGAAAGCAGCGCAAUCAACCUGGUCUGGGCAUUGGUGGAACUUGCUCGGAAUCCAGAUGUUCAAACGACGUUGCGAGAAGAACUAUUAGCUUGUCGUGCCGAUCCAACUUACGAACAACUCAACAAAGGUCUUCCCUACUUGGAUGCUGUAGCACACGAAACUUUGCGGCUCCAUCCAUCUAUACCGGAUUUCGAACGCAUUGCAGAGAAGGACGACGUGAUCCCUCUUUCAGAACCGGUACACACCAAAGCGGGCGAGGUCCUUGACAGUAUACGCGUUGCAGCUGGCACUCUCGUCGCUAUAUCGACGCCUUCCGUCAACCGUUCCGCUGCCAUAUGGGGUAUAGACGCGAAGGAAUUCAGGCCCGAAAGAUGGAUCGACAAAGACGGCAUCACGAAGAAAGCGCAGGAAAUUCAAGGACAUCGGCACUUGCUUUCUUUCGGAGAUGGACCACGGAUGUGCAUCGGUAAAGGGAUCGCUUUGACGAUGUUCAAGGUGGUUUUAUCAGUGUUGAUGAAGAACUACGUAUUGGAAAUGAGGGAUGGCCCAAAUACGAAGAUUGAGAUGGGAAGGGCUUUGUCGGUGCGCCCGAAGGUGGCUGGUGAACAGGGUGCCAGAUUACCGCUGCGCGUGAGGCGAUACGAGGGAUGAAUGGUGAGCGAUCGGCAACUGUCAGCGUGGACCAUCGAACCUUCCUGUCCGGUAGCCGCUAG
Messenger RNA from Pisolithus orientalis, 2063 nucleotides. Its product is annotated as cytochrome P450. The transcript has 11 exons. NCBI's taxonomy places the organism in Eukaryota, Fungi, Basidiomycota, Agaricomycetes, Boletales, Pisolithaceae. The record is from RefSeq and is a predicted model, not a curated record. Gene Ontology annotation, molecular function: heme binding; iron ion binding; oxidoreductase activity, acting on paired donors, with incorporation or reduction of molecular oxygen. The coding region runs from base 352 to 2001 and encodes 549 amino acids.